GCAUAAGUAUGAAAUCGGUUGAACAGGGGGAAAGUUGCGUCUGAAAUUGUGAUUUUAGUAGACUAGAUUUUGGUGUCAGAGGUCAAGUUGGAACUGCCGCCAUUUUUGACCCAAACAAAGAACUGCAGUGGGCCACGUGAAAAGGAGCUGUACAUGUAGGUCUGCCACGAUGGAGAAGGGGUCCAACACAACGAGCAGCUUUGACUUUGACUUUGGUGAUGGUCACAGUACAACAGUUGCCAUGACAACAGCAGCUGUGGUCCUGGUGGUCGUGGGUCUGCUGGUGAAGAAGGUUUUUAGAAGCCCCCCUGCUGAUGUGGAGGUGAACUGUUGGUUCUGUCAGACCGACUGUACGGUUCCCCACGGUAACCAGAACUGCUGGGACUGUCCACACUGUGACCAGUACAACGGCUUUCAGGAGGACGAUGACUAUAACAAGCCCAUCCCAGCCCAACAUCACGAGGAGCUGAACUACGACCGGGUGUCGGCUGUGCCUGCAGCUGGAGCCGCACCUGCGCGCACCUGGAACAUCCUCUGUCCCAGCUGCAACAGGAACCAGGCGCUGAAGGUGCAGCUGCUGGCAGAGUUUGUGCCAACAGACGAGGGUAGCUAUGAUGAGGAGGUGGAGGCUUACAGGUGGCACCUGGAGCAGCUGUACCAGCUGUGCGGGCCCUGCCAGGUGGCCGUGGGCUGUCACCUGCGCAGACAGGACCAAACCAUCCUGGCAGGCUUCAUGGGGGACCGUCUGCGGACCUUCCACCCCCGCAACUAUGCAGGGGCACUGCUGACUGUGAAGACCCCGGCACACAUCACCAUUCUGAGGCUUGCAGCAGCCACAGUGGCAGUGACAUUGGUGCUGCUAAACCUACUCAGGAGUAAAAUGUUGCCAGAAAACCUUCAGAAGAAGUUGCCAGAUGUCCUGCACAAUGUUGUUCAGACGGAGACCUUAUACACGGUGGUGUUCGUUGGCCUCUUCGUCAAACUCAUUGCUGUAUUAUUGGCUGGAAAAGACAGGUUGAGGAGAAGAGAUGCACUAUGUGUGUUGCUGUGGCUGCUGACCCUAGUGGUGCACAUCCCCUGGGGGGUGGGGAAGCUAACCCCAGGGGUGGGGAUCCUAACCCCUGGGGUCCAGAAGUGGUGUUACAUAGCCAUCAGUAUUUCCAGCCUCCUGUCCACUCUACUCUGUGUCUUUGGGAAAAGCAAAAAGGUGCCACGACCAAAAAAAACAGAAACAUUAAGGCCCUUGUCUCCAUGGGGAAGCGAUGCAUCUUAUCUGAGUGGGUCUCCUCCAAGUGUUCCUUCUACCCCCAGUACCUCUGCUUACUCCACACCCAGACCUCGCUCACCUCUUAAAAGUGUUCGCCAAACCCCCAACAGAGCCCCAGUGCCAGACAACUUCGAUACCCUGUCUAUAGGAAAGCAGAGCUGCAGAAGUUCACACAGUUAUGCAGGACCAUUUGGUUUGACCCACAGUUCACCAGCCUCCCUUUUCACAGACUCCAGAAAAACAUCGCCACAAUUUACAAACAUGUCUCCACGACUGGACACAACGUUACCAGAAACAAGUAGAACUAAGCUACAAUUCGAAACAGCCUUGCCACAGUUAGGGAGAAACUCACCGCAGUUAGACUCAAAUCCGCCAGAAAUGGCAAGAUAUUCACCGCAGUCUGACGCAACGUUGCCGCAGUUUGGUAGGAGUCCACAGUUCGGAAGGAGUUCGCCACUUUUUGGCAUGUCGACGAGCUCACUCCGCUAUCGAUCGCAGCGACCAAUCAUCAGCCCAGCCAAGUUCCAGCCUCCAUCACGCCGUGCCCGGCAGAGCCCAUCGCGGGAGCUGAUUGGUGUGAAGUCGUUGAGUAUCCAUGACGAUGGGGAGAUCAGGAAGAGACCCAGGCAGCUUUUCUCUGAGGGGGAGGAACCACUAACAACCCCACUGGAACAGGAAGCAGCGGAUGUUCAGUACGAGACGUCCUCUGCCUACGGGAGUGGCAGCGUGUCAGGCAGCGACGCCGGCAGCAGCGAUGGCGGGAACACGACGUCGUCCUGUCGCGUACACAGCACGACCACCGAUCAGGCAGAAAACCCGUGGCGACCAGUUUCUCAGCAGCAAAAACCAGCAGAUCCAGUUGGAGGCUCAUUUGCAUGGAGAUGGCUGUUUGGCCUGAGUGUUGGCUGCAACACAGUUCUGGUGGCUUACGUCAUCAUGCAGUUUCUGUCUUCUUAUCAGACAUAACUACAGGGUUGUAGCCAGCACCCGUCCUUCCGUCCUUUGACGGAUUUUUGCAGCUGGGGCCGGAACAGAUUUUGACCAUUCCGUCCUCUGUGACGGACAAAAAUUGAUAUGAAAAGAUAUAAUGAAACUGAGAUUUCAAAAUGUUCACCCGAGUCACCUUAGAAACAUUGCAACGUUUCGCGCCUUGGGAUUCAAAAUUGAGGGGACGGAAAAUGAUUUCAGGCUGGCUACAACCCUGCAUAACUACAUGUGGUGUGAAGAAAAAUAUUGUAUUUGCUACAUCAUACAUCAUUACUACAUAUACAUCUGUCUUUCAGAAUGUGCAUGUUUAUUCAUUUUUUUGUUUACUUGAAGUUCACUGCAAAACAAGGCUCAUGGAACCACUUAAUAUGCGUUUUGAGUUACAGUACUGGAUUCUGAAGACAGAUGUUUAUUUACCCUUGUCUUAAAAAGUUUUAGAUUGUACCCAAAUCUAGUUUAGUCUAGUUUCAAUAUUAGUUGAUAAACUUAAACAAUGCUACAAGGCAUGUGAUAUACAAUGUAGAAACAAUCAGUGAUGCUUUUGGUUUGAGCUUAUAUACAUGUACGCAUGACGAUGACGAGAUAUCAAGUUAAUGAUUACAAAAAAUACCAUGAUAUACUGCAGGCUUCAAACUGUUGCAAGUGUGUAACUCGUAACCUCGCUAACAUUAAGGUUACCACACAAAUCAUGAUCAGUAGAUGUUACCAGUGCAGUGGAGCAAUUUGUUACUUUCAUACUUUCUGUAUAAAAAGGAAAGAAAAAUUAAACUCUUAUAAGCUUUGUUCCUAAAAUGUGAAAGUCUUG
This is a messenger RNA of Branchiostoma floridae (Florida lancelet), 3059 nucleotides long. RefSeq names its product transmembrane protein 201-like. Bases 170 to 2233 code for a protein of 687 amino acids. Gene Ontology annotation, cellular component: nuclear inner membrane. NCBI's taxonomy places the organism in Eukaryota, Metazoa, Chordata, Leptocardii, Amphioxiformes, Branchiostomatidae. Gene Ontology annotation, molecular function: lamin binding; actin filament binding. Gene Ontology annotation, biological process: nuclear migration along microtubule. The record is from RefSeq and is a predicted model, not a curated record. The transcript is spliced from 11 exons.